AAAACAUAUAACGUAAUUGAAUCAUAUAUAUAUAAAUAUCGUAAAAAUACGACUACAGUAUGUGAAAAUGGAAUGGGAUGGUUAUAUAUAUAUAUAUAUAUAUAUGCGUUUUUAAUACAUGCACCGAACCGUUUCUUCUUCUCUUCCUUGUCUAGUUGUCUUCUCUCCUGUGGAAGCUGCAUUUAUUAAGAACACUUUAGAAAGUGUUUAUUAGCCCCCAAAGGAAUGUUUUUGGUUGAGAGGAGAGAGGGAAGAAGAGGAAGAAGAAGAAAUUGUUAAUUUGAAGACUGUUUGAGGGAGAGACACCUAUAUAAACCCAAAUUUAUAAAAUAUAACUGCAGGAGAAGCUCCAUUAGAGACACUCUUCAAGCUUCGAUUGAUUCUCAUCUAACUAUGGAGGGAUUAGUGAGAUUUGGGGGAAUAGAAGAACAGUUUGCUCAGACAUCAGAAACUGAAAUUGACGAGAAGAUCCCAUUUCUGCAAAUGCUUCAAUGCAUAGAACCAACUUUUAGUACUUCAGAACCAAAUGAGAUUCUCCAUUCACUUCUCCAGAUACAAACCCUAGAACCAGAGAGCUGUCUCACCCUUGAAACCGUCAAAAGAGAUCCGGGUCAAACAGAUGACCCGGUAAAAGAUCCGAAAACAGAAAACGGAGCAGCAACGGUCAAAGAAAAACGGAAACGGAAACGGACGAGAGCUCCAAAGAACAAAGAUGAAGUUGAGAAGCAAAGGAUGACUCACAUUGCCGUCGAGCGUAACCGGAGACGACAAAUGAACCAACACUUAAACUCUCUCCGAUCACUCAUGCCUCCUUCGUUUCUUCAACGGGGUGACCAAGCUUCGAUUGUAGGAGGAGCUAUAGAUUUCAUCAAGGAACUGGAGCAACUGGUGCAAUCUCUAGAGGCUGAGAAACAGAACGAAGGAACAAGCGAAAAUCAGAAAACGGCGUCGUCUUCUUCCUCUUCGUCUCGUGCAUGCAACAACUCUUCUGUUUCGAGCGUCUCGACGACGUUAGAAGAUAGUUUCACGGCGAGAUUUGGCGGCGGAGAGACGGCGGAGGUGGAAGCUACGGUGAUACAGAAUCAUGUGAGCUUGAAGGUUCGGUGUAAGAGAGGGAAAGGACAGAUAUUGAGAGCUAUUGUCUCCAUUGAAGACCUAAACCUCUCGGUUCUGCAUCUCACUAUCUCUUCUUCCUUUGACUUUGUCCUCUACUCUUUCAAUCUCAAGAUAGAAGAUGGGUGUAAAGUCAGAACAGCUGAUGAGAUAGCAACAGCCGUUCAUCAUAUCUUUGAGCAAAUCAACGGUGAAAUGAUGUGGUCAAAUCUUAGUUGACUUUUUGACUCUUUUCUUUCUAGUAAUGUGUGUAACUUUAGGUUACAAGAAGGAAAGUAAAAUAAAUAAAAGGUGAGAUUUUUUUUUUGAGGGAUUUUAAUCAGUAGCUUUUAGAUUAAUCGCAGGAUUUUACAAUUACAAAAAUUAUAUAGCCCACUUGAAGGUUUAUUUUGCUUAUCUCCUGUAUUACUUCUUGUGUAGUAAAUGUUGAGAAAUUGACUUCAAUCGUCCGUAUUCAAAUGGUUACGGAAAUGGAAACAAAUACAAUUAAAGCUGAAACAUCAUUACAAAGAAGAAGUCGACUUCACACUUUCGCAUUCUCUUAGUAAGAUUUUAUUUUGGUAUAUUAUUAUUAUAUCGUCCAUGCGUCUGACAAUCCUACGCUCGA
Thlaspi arvense is the source of this 1720-nucleotide messenger RNA. The record is from the annotation of a GenBank genome assembly. NCBI's taxonomy places the organism in Eukaryota, Viridiplantae, Streptophyta, Magnoliopsida, Brassicales, Brassicaceae.